AUGGAACCCGGUUUGAAACUCUCGAAGUAUGAUGGAGGAGAGAGAGUUGAUCCAAGUUACUACCGGAGUCUAGUUGGAAGUCUGAGAUAUUUGACAUGUACAAGGCCGGAUCUGUGUCUGAGUGUUGGGAUCAUAAGUCGAUUUAUGGAAGACCCGGGGUACACUCACUGGAAGGAGGCUAAGAGAAUUCUGAGAUAUGUGAAGGGAACAAUCUCACAAGGACUUCAUUACUCGAAGUCGGACAAAUACAAACUGACGGGUUAUUCAGACAGUGAUUGGUGCGGAGAUGUUGAUGAUAGGAAGAGCACGGCUGGCUAUGUGUUCUUCAUGGGAAACACGGCGUUUACUUGGGUGUCGAAGAAGGAACCCAUUGUGACCCUGUCUACAUGUGAAGCCGAGUAUGUUGCGGCAUCUUGGUGUGUUUGCCAUGCAAUAUGA
Gastrolobium bilobum is the source of this 438-nucleotide messenger RNA. Its product is annotated as secreted RxLR effector protein 161-like. The transcript has a single exon. The coding region runs from base 1 to 438 and encodes 145 amino acids. The record is from RefSeq and is a predicted model, not a curated record. NCBI's taxonomy places the organism in Eukaryota, Viridiplantae, Streptophyta, Magnoliopsida, Fabales, Fabaceae.